This is a messenger RNA of Larimichthys crocea (large yellow croaker), 9635 nucleotides long. RefSeq names its product AT-rich interactive domain 3A (gene arid3a). Gene Ontology annotation, biological process: regulation of transcription by RNA polymerase II. The coding region runs from base 1118 to 2785 and encodes 555 amino acids. The transcript is spliced from 10 exons. Gene Ontology annotation, molecular function: DNA binding. Lineage: Eukaryota; Metazoa; Chordata; Actinopteri; Sciaenidae. Gene Ontology annotation, cellular component: nucleus. The record is from RefSeq and is a predicted model, not a curated record.
UGCAUUGCUUGUUUUGAACCCUAACUACAGAAUAUCUGGCAUUUCUGUUUGAGAAAUGACUUCAGCGAUUCAUCAAAGUUGAUAAAUCAUUAUUAUCAAAGUUGAUAAAUCUCCAGUUUUAUAUCGUGAGAACUACACUUCAAUCUGCACAAACACGUGUCUGUCUGAAGUGUGUGCACUCCUGUUAAAGAUUAAUGCUGUGUAAUACUGCAGUGAAAUCAAAUAUAAAGUCAGCGCAUCAUCUUUGAGCAGCCUGCUACAGUUACAUCUCAACCUUGUUUAUUUAUUUAUUUUUUAUUUUUUUGAUCCACUUCCAGCCUACUAAUUUACCACCUCACAUUUACCGACAUCAUCCCCUACCCCUGGAGGGUGGUGGUGGUGGUGGAGGGUUGGGUGGGUCGUAUGGGGGGCUGGCCCCUGCUGAUUCAGAGGUUAGGAAUUUGCAUCUGAUUACUGUUUGUCAACCAAUGAUCUGACUGUGCAAGCCGGAGAGUCUCUCCACGCCUCUCGCUCUCUGUCUGUAUGUCUGACUGAGCGCUGCGGGCUCUCAAACCGACACUCAAACUCUGAAAACACAAUUGCAUGCAAAAGCCGAAUGCGUGGAUAUCAUGCAGUCACAUGAAACCACUUUAAUCCUGGCUGAUAAACACACGAACCACCACUGCUCUUCCUUAUUUUGGUGUGUUUCUCUCUGUGUGUAAUCGAAAAGAGAGAGAGAGACAGAGAGAGAGGGGGGAAGACUGCGUUCACAGACGGGGAAAACAGGAAUGUUUCUUCCGGUUCCAAAGAGUGUAAAAACGGAACGGAAGCCGAUGUGGUCUUUGUAGUCUGUCAGCAUCUUGUACUCCAGCCUUCGCGCCUACUUCUUGUGCCUCAUUGAACGCUGCGCGACUCAGCUCUGCGGCCGGCUUUAGUUUCCCCCCAACUGCAGGACCCACAUAUCCACAUAACCAUAACCUCCCAGCCUCCAGCCCGCUACUAGCUCCUUCACCACAGGCACGGUUGGCAAUCGCUCUGCCUGGGAGGAAGAAUCGAUCAUCGUUCCCCAAUUGGUGCUCCUUCAGUGGAGGAGAGAGGGGAAGGAAGGCAGCUAAACACCGUGUCGCUUUCCCCGGAGAUGAAGCUGCAGGCCGUCAUGGAGAACCUGCACAGGCAGCAAAGGGCCAAGCUGCUGAUGGAGCAGCAGCUACAGCAGCAAGCAGCAGCCCAACACACUCAGAUCCGCACAGGUGGAGGAGGUGACGAGCCAAUGGGGAGCCCAGCCCCUGAGGCGGAGCAGGCCCAGAUAGCGGCACUGGCAGCCAUGCGUGCCGUAGCGGCCGGGCUGCAGAGGGUGUCAGACAGCCCCAUGUCAGAGCGCAGCAGUGGCGGCGAAGAAGAAGGUGACGAUGAUGACGAUGAUGAAGGGGAGGAGCAUUACAAGGACAUGAUGGGGUCAGAUGAGGAAGAGCAGCUCAAACAGAAAUGGGACGAGGAAGACUUUGAAGGCGAGAUGGAAGAAGACUUUGACGAUGACCUGGCUGAGGAGGGUUUACCGACGGGCCAUGAUGCAGUGGCUCCUGGGAAGGGUAUCCUCCUGCUGCCCCAUCGUCAACUCCACCCUCACUCCCAGCUACUGAAGGCCCGUCCCAGUGUGGACCAGGAGGCCCGCGUAGCAAUCCUGCCCCCCCAUGCCACACACAGCCAUCUGGGUGGGCAGGAUCAUGGAGAAUGGACCUAUGAGGAACAGUUCAGACAGCUGUAUGAACUGGAUAGAGACCCAAAGAGAAAAGAGUUUCUGGAUGACCUUUUCAGCUUCAUGCAAAAGAGAGGAACCCCAGUAAAUCGUAUUCCCAUCAUGGCCAAGCAGGUCCUGGAUCUGUACAUGCUCUACAGGCUAGUGACAGAGAAGGGCGGCCUGGUGGAGGUCAUCAACAAGAAACUGUGGAGGGAGAUCACCAAGGGACUCAACCUGCCUACCUCAAUCACCAGUGCAGCCUUCACCCUCCGUACACAAUACAUGAAGUACCUGUACCCGUAUGAAUGUGAUAAGAGGGGUCUGAGCAACCCCAAUGAGCUCCAGGCAGCCAUCGACAGCAAUCGGCGAGAGGGGCGACGACAAAGCUUCGGCAGCUCCCUGUUCACCUACUCGCCCAAUGGGACACCCACUAUGCUCUCAUCACCGAAGCUACCCACAGCCAGUGCAGGCGUGUCAGUGGGCACCAAUGGGGCAUCACUGACUCCCAUCCAGAAGACCAAGAAAGAAGAGGAGGGAGGCCAGCCGCUGCCCGGAAUCGGUAUGGCUCGUUUGCCAGUGGGGGCCUUGGCAGGUCACUCGGUGGCUGCUGUACAGGCAGCAGCAGCUCAGGCAGCAAUGGCGGCUCAGGUGGCGGCUCUGGAGCAGCUGAGGGACAAACUGGAGGCCGGCGAGCCGCCAGAGAAGAAAAUGGCACUGCCCGCCGAGGAACACCACCGGCUGCUGCAGAGAGCGCUCCAACACAACCUCCUGGCCAUGACUGCUCAGUUACCCAUGAACAUCCGCAUCAACAACCAAGAAGGCAGGCAGGACUCGGCCCUGAACCUCACCACCAACGGCACAAGCAGCAUCAGCAUGUCGGUGGAGCUCAAUGGAGUGGUGUACGCUGGCGUUCUUUUUGCUCAGGCAGCAGGGUCAGCCUUGUCCGGUGCGUCUGGAUCGCCCGUCUCCAACAAGGCGGUCAGCAGUCGUGUCGCUCCACAGCAGCAGCAGCAGCAGCAACAGCAACCGAACACACCUACCUCAGCCUCCAGCAACUCGUUGUCUUAACAAACCCCCAGCCUUUGCCCCUUUUUUUUUUUUUUUUUUUUUUUUUUUUUAAAUUACACGCUAAGUAAAGCCAAAAAUCAACCUCAUUUUCUACAUAAUCUAUGCCAAAAAGAGAAGAACCAUAAACUGUCAUAAACAGACACAAACUGAAACUCACGUCACUUGAAGUACACUAUCUCAGGUUUUUUCUCACAACUCGCCUCUUUUGUUCUUCGUAGCCAAAACAUUAUUUCGGAAAAAAAAAAAUACAUACCAACUGAGAGCCAGUAUAUGCUAAACAAAUAUGUAUGCACAACCUGUGAAUUAUUUAUUUCUGCAUAAAUGUACAGAUUAUCGGAGAACAAAAGAGAAGGAAAUAACUAGGAAGGGUAAUGCACUGUUUACACACACAAACAGAGCUACUGAUAGACAGCAAUGUUUUAUCCUCUAGGGGGGAGAUUUUUAUUUUAUUUUAUUUUAUCUUUUCAUCGUCAUUACUAUCAUUAUUGUUAUUCUCUUUAUUGUGUUUUAUCAUUUAAAUCUUUAACAGUCCUCUCUGCAGGAAAAAAAAAAUCUAUAUAUUUAGAAUUCUAUAAAAAAAUAUGAAAAAUAUGAAUAUUCUCUAUUUUUAAUCAGAAAAGCUUUAAAAGGUAUAUGUUUUUUCUCCAGGGCACAUGACAAUGUACCGUUGUGACCUCAUUUUGUGUAAAACCAUAUAACCUUAUUCACAUGGCAGCCAUUUUGGAUCUCUAUGUAGAAAAGCUGGCAUGAUGCAGCUGUGUGCUCCUGUUCAUAUCAAUGCCAUAGAUUCUCCAGUGACACAAAAGUAAAACAGCUGGAUCUGAAGAAUCUGCAAGGCUAUUGGUUCACUUUCUAACGCAUGUGGUCCGUUAUUGAUCGCUGCCAGAGUAUAUAGGUUGUUAGCUAGAAUGCUGCACAGCUGACGUCCCUGCUGAAUUCAAGCAACUGUCGUGCUUAUUCUUCCCGAGACAGCAGGCUACUUGUUAUCUAAAAAUCCCUCACCUGUUUGUUCACAUGAGGCCAGUUCGAUGCAUAUCUCUGCCAAUUUUGUAGGUAGUUUGUCAAGCUUAGUGUUCAAAAUGGCUGUUUGUAAGAUUAAGGUCAGAUGUGCAGGUGGUAAGAUGAACGAAAGUCUUUGUUGAGGUUUUCUUUUUCCUCUCGCUGCACCUCAACAGGCUGGACUCUCAGAGCCUUAGCGACGUUCACACCGACUGUUUCCUGUAUAAUACGCAUUUUCGAUUGCUCUCAGGUGUCCCGUCUGCUCGUCGUCUUUGUACAGUAUCUUGACGGAGUAAUGCUUUUCAACAUUUUUCUCCGUGGAAAGACCUAAUUUUUAUCCUUUUUUUUUUUUUUUUCUAACUUGGCCUUCUUGUGGAGUGAUUGUCUUAUGGUCAGAUGCAUGCCCAUAUUUGUAGAUAAAAGCCCUUCAGCGGUCAGGAAUGAAGCAGGAAAACUUUGAUUUCCUGUCUUAAAUUCACUGGAGUCAUGUGUCCACUAAAUCCUUGUCAUUGUGGAGACACACACGGACAAUCAGGUGUCAGGUGACACUACCUGAGCUUCAGAAGAAACAUAUCCUGACAGUUAUUCAGCUCAUAUCUGAUGAUUUGUUGUUUUGCUUUUUGUAUUAUACAUUACAGAUGCCUUUUUUUUUGUUUGUUUCAGCUUUGUGUUUUGCUUCUUCUGAUCAAAGUGCUUCUUCUUCUUCUGCCGUCACAAGGACAGGGUCUCCUUGAGACUAGCUUGCCACCUAUCAGGGAUAAAACAGAGAAUGUCUUGUGAUCCUCUGACUAUUUUUAGAUGUUGCUUAAUUCAGGCUUUUGACAAUAUGAGCUCAGAGGUAAUGUAUCUGCUGCUUGUAUCUCUGUAUUUGUACGAACACUCACUGGAGUUAGAUUUGUAAAGCAGCCACGGUGCAGAUACCGUAUCAUUCAUAAGUAGUUGCGUCUUUGCAUUCUGAAGCAGAUCAGUCAUUCAGCUUUUUGAACUUUAACCUGUGUUACCUCUCUGGAUUGUCGGCUGUUAAAGAUUGUUACUCACUCCCCCAAACUCCCCCAUGUCCCUACCCCUACGCAAAGCAGCCUCAUUCCUACUGACGUUAGGAAGUAAAUCAGGCUUUGUAUGCGGGUUCAGUUCUGAGGCCUUAACACAGCAUGAGAUGACCAGAGAGCGAGCAGUACCUCCGUCUAAUCAGUUUUUACUGUUCCAGUCAAAUAUCACCAGAUGGCUGUCGUGGCUUUGAUUCUGGACUCUUCUCUGUGGGAAAUCACCACCAGCUGCUGCACAAACACUGGCCAGUUUUAAAAAGUACUCUUUAUACUCAGACAGCCAAUGACAUAUUCAAAGACGCAUACAUGACACAUGUAAAUCUUAAAGUUCAGUGUAAUAGCGAGAGCACCUCUUGACACAAAGGAGCAAACUGUUCAGCCUCACUUGUUUUCUCACUUUCGAGAAAAGACAAGUGGAGCUUUAGUUGGAAGCAGAGGCAGGAUCUCAUUGGUUGAGUUGCAUCUCAUUGAAGCAGAAAACUGGUUUGUUUUUCCACUUUAAAGGAGGAAUUCUGCUCAAAUGUAAAUAGAAACAUGAGAUCAUAAUGUAUUUGUUUAGGUUUGAGGCAGCUAAUGAAACCAGUUUCUAACUUAUUCACAUUUAGCUCCACAAGGGGGUCCUGCUGGGUCAUUAUCGGACCAGUUCAAGGCAAGAAAAGUAGCAGCAGCAGGAGUUUUGACUUGCAGAUGUGGUGUGUUUGAGAGUUUACAAACUUGGCAAAAACAAAAAACAAAAUUAAAACAAAAAAUAGCUAAUAAUUGUGAUGUAUAAACAUCUAUGAUUGCAAUGACUGAUCUGAGUUGCAAAGAUCGAGACACUGUUGUCUGGGCAGACAGGCUUAAAUAAUUAAGGAAAAACUAGCCAGAUGUUCCCGGUUACCGUAAUGGCACCUCAGCUCUACCCAGCCGAAGGCCUACAAGACACACAAACACGCACACACUACACAGGACCAAGGCAAAGGGCACUGGGGCCAUCACACUAUAAAUAAAUAGUAAUAGAGAAUCACUGUAUUAACUAGUAGUUUACUCGAAAAGAAGUAAAUCUCAGAGAAGUGACCCCUAUAUGUUAAAGAGAGAGUCACUAUUCCACCAAAAUGUGAUCGUGUGGUACAAAGAACAGCUACCUUGUGUUGAGAUUGUUUGUCAACAGUAAGUUUAUCGUAGAGAUACAGAACAUUGUCAAGCGUCUUAACAAAGCUUGUUUUGCCAGUUUAAAGUGAUAAAUGCAAAAGCUCAAACACAAACUGCAAUAAGAAGGAAAAACAGCAUCUGUAACAGUCGUUGCCUGCAGUUAUUAAUUUCUUUGGUACAGUUUGGCUGCAAGUGCACCUGCAUUUCUGAAACUGCUGCUGCUGAUGUCGUGGUUCUGUAAACCGGACGACACAGUGCCUUGAAUUUGGUUUUGGUAGGUUUUAGGUGAGAGCUCAUGAAGUCAGCUGUAUCAUUGAUGUUAUCGAGGCAAGCCUAGAUAACAGUUUUAUCUUUCCUCCCUCUGCAUUUUUCCCACUGGGCAUCAGUAUCUGAAUACAAACUGCAGGUGUUUGGCUCAAUCACUGAAAUAGUUUUUAUACAGAAACAUUUGCACAACUUAAACUCCAGUCUGUGUGAGAUUACAGCUUUCUGUCAGCAGCCUGUAUGGGUGGAAGACACAAAAACCAUUGUUGCUUUUUAUGCAUCCUAACAUGAAGUCAUUCAUCAGUGGAGAAGUCAUUUUACAGAUAUCGAAGAAACACAGGUGGUCAAAUGCAUUGUUUACAUGAUGAAUUUAGUUAUUUGGGGAAGAGCUUGUUUCAACCAUUUGGCCUCUUGACAAAUGACGUUCAUGCAGUUUUAGUGUGAUUUAAAGACACACAACCCUGUUUGAUUAUUGAUCAGGUUCUCAGUGUAGGUUUGUUACAAAGGAAGGCAGUAAAUUUCAUAUAUUACGAUACAAAUGGAUGUUUUUGCAUAUUGAGUUUGGUGACACAGAAAGCUCAGCGUUUGUCCCCACGUCUCUCUUUCUCUCUCUCUGCAUGAGUAGCAGAUGUCACAGUUGCAGCUGACAAUCAAACAGAGACAUGCUGUGGCUGAAAGAAUUGGAUUAGGAGGGGGGAAGGCUGCUGGAGAUAGCAACAUUCAAUCAAUACUGAUCUAAAGGAUCAACAUUGCUUUUUUAGAUUUGACCCUGUGACCUUUUGCCCCCUGAGGUAACAUUCAAGCACCUGCCCCCUUCAAUGGAUCCAUGUUUAUCGUAUAUCUAUCGACACACUGUCAGAUAUUUGCAUUUGAACAGUGGAGGUACUGCAGCUCGGUCUCUCUUUCAGUAUGCGCGUAGCCACAUCUUCAGGGAAGGUUGGCAAUUACGUGGUAGCGACAAUCAGGGGACAACACUGUAUACCUCCAAAAACGCCACAAACAAACCCUGUUUCUACCUCAAACUACAGCUUUUGCUGGUUUCUUCACGCAGGAAAAACCUUGUCAAAACGUUGUUGAUGCUGGUUCAUAAACACUUUGACUUAUGAAAGAGAUUGUAAAGACCACAGACAAUCAGAUAUCAACUGAAAAAUGUGAUCAGUUUCAUUUAUGCAAGGGGGAACCAAAGAUGUCAGGAUAGCUGAGGAUUCAGUUCAGCCUCUUUACAAAGAGCGCCCCUUAGUGGAAGGUUUUGUUAUGGCAUCCAAUCAGUUUAUAUUUCCUAAAGGGAAACACAAUCGGGUCUGACCCUAGACUGCAAAGACUCAGUCUCCUUCAAUAUGACUCUGUACUGCAAAAACAAUGACAUUUUAAGUGUUCAUAUCUUUAUUCACUUACGAGUGUUUCCAGAGUUGUGUCCAUGUUGAGGUGACAAAGCCUCAGAAACAGCAUUUAAAUCAUCACGGAGCAGUAAAAUCAUUCACUUACAGAAUUUAUUUACUUAUUGAAAACACAGAAACAAUCAAUAACCAAACAAUGUGUUUCUCUGUAGCUGUGGUCAAUCAGGUUCCUUCAUAUCAGAGUUGCUAAUAUAUUUUAAGAAACAUUGAAACAGCCCAGAGUAUGAAGCCAGGAGAUGUUUUCUAGCAGUUUAUGGUUCAGAUUGCUAUUUUUUUCUGAAUGCUGCCUGCUGUGUCUAUGUGUCUCCAGCCGCUUUCACUUGUAGAUGUUUAAGUUUUAAUGCUCACACACGACUUUGUGCUCUGCAGUUCUUGGCUUUAUUUUUUUUAUUUUUUUUGUUACAUUAUUGUGUGCUGUUAAAUGCUUGGAUUGAGAACUUGGAGCCUGUUGCAUUAAGGUGCUCUUGUACAGAUUGAAACAAUUAGUUAUCUGGACUAAUAUUCACUGCAUUCUUAAUGCAGAAUGCAUUUUUGUUUGUCUCAGAGUUUGAUUUCCUGACAAUAUAGGUAAUAAAUAAUGUUCUUUUCUCAGGGGCUGGCUCCCAAAUCUGGGAUAUCGCAGCUUCCAAUCAGCACAAAAACCCUCUGGAUCUCUGUGGUUGGCUUUGCUCGCUCUGUCAAAAUGUCUCAAUGAAAGAAAGUCAUUGAAAUGUUGCUGCUUUUACUCCCACCAGGGCCGUAGCUUUAAGAACGUCUCGAAAUCUUACUAUGCCCGGAUUGUCUUGCAUAGAAAAUUAACUCCUGUUUACUCCUGUUCCCACAUGCUGCCGACAUGGAAAUUCUGCUGCAACAUUUACGGGUUAAGGUGCAUGUGGGUUGUAGGGGCUUUUGACUGGACUUCACCACUGACUUUACCUUCAUCAGGUGGACCACAGACAAGGAAUAUGAUGAGAAAUAACGAGAUGCCUUCUGCUGUGACAAUUGUUGUAUGAAUUAAUCUGUAUUACUAAGAUUCAUUAAAUAGAAUAUUUCUGAAAUAUGGCUUUUUAGGGCUGUGAAUUAUAUCAUGUUUAUAUUUUGUUUUUGUUUUGUUUUUUGCUUUGUCUUUCUUUUUGCUUUUUAUUUUCCUUCCUGGAUUUGCUGUCGGCACACAGAGAUUACACUUGGAGCAGAUUUAUUAAUAUAGCGCUAAUGAUGAUGAUGAUAAUAAUGUGAUUGUUUUUAGGGAAGCAUGUGACGUGUGGGGGGGCUUCACGUGUCUUCAAGGUAACUUUAGAACUGAAACAAGGCUUUUGUCUUUCACAACUUCUCAGGAAAAUCUACCUCUACCUCCAGUUUGAUGCAUUUAACCCAGCGAGGGCUCAAGUUACAGUCUAAUGGGUACACAAACAGGGCGUGAGGGUGGGCACCAGGGCCCGAAAUGAACUUCAACAUAUCAGUACCAUACUUAGGAUUAGUCGUGAUCUCAUGACACACGUGAGAUUGUAUUGAGAACAAGUAUUGUGGUGUAUUUAUUUCAUUAUCUUGGCUGGAAACAAACAAAAAGGAUGUAAACGUCUGAGAGGUUCAUUUUGGACACCAGGGUGUCUGUCUCUGUCUCUGUGUUUCUCUCUCUGCGUUACAGCUUCGUAACACAUCUGCUGUUUAGUUAAUUUGAGCAUCAACAACAGGGAACCUCCAGCUCAACAGAUAACUACUAUUAGUACUACAACGAGUACCACUGUUAGUACUGUGAGUUGUUUUUCAGUCUAUUAAUGUGUGCUUAUUCCUUUUUUUUUUCUAUAAAUGAUGACCUUUUUUUUGAUGAUGAUGAACGGGAUGUUUUCCGUUAACCACGGUAACAGUGAAGUGGCGGUGAGCAAUGCAACUGUUUUUAUUUUAUUUUUAAUUUUUUGGUUUUCUUUGUUUUUGAAGGGUGAAGAGCUAUUCUUGCCUAUUUACUCAAUAUGUGUUUGUGUGAAUACUUUUAUUUUGAAUCUGAAAUUAAUAAAAUAUCACCUUUCUUAAAUGUCA